Molecule: messenger RNA, 2614 nt
Organism: Vigna angularis (adzuki bean)
Lineage: Eukaryota; Viridiplantae; Streptophyta; Magnoliopsida; Fabales; Fabaceae
Product: filament-like plant protein 3
Exons: 5
Coding region: 804-2462 (552 amino acids)
Source: RefSeq, a predicted model, not a curated record
AAUUUUAACGGCUGUAGUGAAUCGCAGGAGCAAUAAGCGGGAAUAAGGCAGCGUUUGUUUACCUUACCCGCACAUAUAUCAUCUACAGAUGAUAAAACCAAACUAAAGCUGUGGACUUUUUCAGACCCCUUUCACACUUCCACACUCUUAUCCUAUUUCUCUGUCACCACAUGGUCCCUCUCCUUUUUCCAAUAUCUCUUUCCAGAUCACAACACAAACUUCCAUGAAUAUAUCUUCCAUCAUUUAGCUUAACUUUCUCUGACAUUUCUCUCUUUUUUCCUUCUGUUAAUUUCUCUGUCUUCUUCAAUAGGAUUCACCACUUGAUAGAUAGAUAGUCCAUUCUCAUGGCGUGAAAUUGGGGAUUCAUGGUAGGUGUCUAACCCUCACACUCUGAGUUUUGUGUAUAAAGGAAUAUCAUAAUAGAUGGCCAAAGGACAGACUUUAAAGAAACAUUUUUUUUUGUUUUUGUUUUCCAUAUUUCAACCUUUGACCUCUGUUCCUUAAUGUUAAAACCUAGGUAGAUGGGAGUGGAAAGUGAAUUCUAAGCAAAGCUCUCUCUCAUAACUACUUUCUGUUUUCUUUGCAAGUUACUUCUUAAGGUUGAACACCUGGCUCUCACAUUCUUCUUUUUUAAUUCUGGGUUUUUCUUGAAGAGCAACUUGCCACCUUUCCCUGCUUCCUCUUAUUCAUUCCACUCAUAGCCUUGGAUCCAGUUCUGUUCAGGCUAAAGGGUUUGUUGGGGGCAAUGGUGCUCAUGUUGUUGUGUGAAGACAUAAGAAGGUGUUGCUUUGCCUAAAUUGUGAAUGGACCGGAGGAGUUGGUUAUGGCGCAGGAAGUCAUCUGAGAAAAGUCCAGGUGAAACUGAGAGUUCUGGCUCAAUGUCAUCUCAUUCAGAAAGAUUCUAUGAUGAUCAGGUAACACCAAAUGAAUGUUUACCUCCCGAAGUCAUGUGUGAGGAGGGUGCACCAAAUAAUGAAGAAGUUACUGAUGUGAAGACUCUAACAGAAAAGUUAUCUGCUGCUCUCUUAAACUCUAGUGCCCAAGAAGACUUGGUAAAGCAGCAUGCUAAGGUUGCUGAAGAAGCUGUCUCAGGCUGGGAGAAGGCUGAAAAUGAAGUAUUGAUUUUAAAACAACAACUUGAUGCUGCAAAACAAAAAAAUUCAGUUCUUGAAGACCAAAUUAGUUAUCUUAAUGGGGCACUGAAGGAGUGUAUGAGGGAGCUUCGACAAGCUAAAGACGAACAAGAGCAAAAGAUUCAUGAAUCUGUAUCAAAUAACUCUUGUGGCUUGGAAUCCAAAAGACCUGAUCAUGAGUGGGAAGCUGUUGAUCCUGCUGCUUCAUUUGUUCCCUCUGAUCUUCACAGGAGGCUUGAGGAUAUGGAGAGAGAGAAUUCAAGUCUUAAAGUAGAGCUACAAUCUCGACUUGAGGAACUAGAGUUCAGGACCAUAGAAAGGGAUUUGAGUACUCAGGAUGCUGAAACAGGAAGCAAGCAACAUUUGGCAAGUAUAAAGAAGGUGGCUAAGCUAGAAGCUGAGUGCCGGAGACUGAAAGCUGUGACACGCAAACCAUUCUCUGCUAAUGAUCACAGGUCUUUAGCUGCUUCCUCAGUUUAUGUAGAGUCAUUUACUGAUAGCAUGUCAGAUAUUGAAGAGAGGCAACUAGUACUUGAAAGUGAUAUUCCGAAAUUGGGAGGCUGGGAUAUGAAUGAAGCUGAAUCAAACCGCUAUGGCUCAUGCUCAUCAGCUGUAACUACAGAACUUGAUCAAUUUAAGAAUGAAAACAGUGCCGGAAAAAAUCAUACGGUCUUUUCAACUGACAUCAAUCUGAUGGAUGAUUUCCUUGAAAUGGAGAGGCUUGCUGCAUUGCCAGAUACUGAAAGUGUUAGUAGCUUUCCUGUGGUAAAUCCUGCAUCUGACCAACUCAGUGUUGUAAAGAAACUAGAAAAUGCUGAUAUGGAAGGUAUGGUUCAAAAGAAUGUUGCAUUGGAAAAGAAACUAGAGAAAAUGGAGGCAGAGAAACUUGUGCUAGAGAUGGAUCUAACUGAGUGCCAAAAGCAGCUUGAAGCAUCAUUGAGCAGAAUAAACGAAGUGGAGUUAGAGGUAGUAGAGCUUCAAACUAAGUUAGCUCUUGCAAACAAAUCAAAUGAAGAAGCAUAUGAAAAACUAAAAGCAACUCAGGAAAAGAAAAAGAUAGCUGAGUCUAAACUCACAGCUGCACACACCGAAGCAGAAGAAUUGGUCUCAAAAAUCUGUUCAUUAGAAGAAGAGAUUGAGAAAGAGCGAGUUCUGUCAGCAAAGAAUUUGGCCAAAUGUGAGAAGUUGGAGGAUGAGCUCCUGCGAAUCAAGCAUGAAGCUCAACUCCAGCAAAACACUGAGAUUCUGUCCGGAGAAGGUGUUAAUAGUGAGCUAAAGCAGGCUAAAAUUACAGAAGAUCAGUUGGAAUUGCAUUUGAUUACUAGCUAAAUACAAGUGAUGGAGAAGGAACUAGCAUUGGCUGCUACUAAAUUUGCUGAAUGCCGAAAAACCAUUGAAUCUCUUGGACUGCAGUUGAAGUCCCUUGCAACAUUGGAAGACUUUCUACUUGAUUCAGAGAGCUCUAUGGAUUUUGAAGUUAC